AUGGAAGAAUUUCAUAGUGAAAUAAAUCAAUUACGUUCGAGUUCUCAACAACUUGAAAAUGUUGAUGUAAAUCGUUUUGUCGAUGAAAUUGAACAGAUUGGUCAACAGUUGAAAACGUCAGAAGAAUUUCUUCUAAAAGAAAUUCAACGUUUAAGAAACGAUUUAGACGCAAAUCAUUCGAAACUUAACUAUGCUAAUGAGCUCCGAGAAAUCGAUGCAAAAACAUUGAAAACAUUUAGAACUAAAUUUCAAGAUUUAAGGCAACUACUAGUUGAUGUUAAAAAGAAAGAAACGAAUGCAUGGCAUAUCGUUCAGAUUCUUCGAGUGAACACUUCACGUCUAUGGCACAUCUUCGAAGCAGCAGCUGGUGUUUCAGCUACUGACAAAUUGAUUAAUGGCAACUUAGAAAAAGUUCUUAAUUCUGCUCAAAUAGAAAAAGACGAACAAACAACAUGUUUAAUUCUACUAGAAAAAGAACAUGGCGAUUUGCUAAUCAAAAUGAAAGAAAUUCAAUUAUCCGUCGAACAUUUUCGUACAACAAUUUUAGAAAUAACAAAAAAUACAAAUGAAACAAAACUAAAGAUAAAAAAACAACAACAAAUCAAUGAUCAUAUUCAUGAACAAUCAUCGAAACGAAUCAAUCAUUUGACUCUUAACAUAGAAGAUGUUCAAAUUUUACUCGUUGAUUAUAAAUUUCUUAUUAAUGAAAUACAUGAUUUAGUAAAGUUAAUAUUUCAUAUUCAAACACAAAUUGAAAUUCAUAAUAAAACAAAAUUUCUUCAGCAAACAAAAUUAGAAAAAUAUAAACAAGAUCUAUCAUUAAAAACUCUCAAUCGAACUAAAUAUGAAAAUCAAAUAUUCAAUUUACAAAAAACGAUUCAUCAACAAAAUCAAAAUUUCCAACAAUUAAAAAAUCAACAAAAGAAAAUUAUUGAAAAUCGUCAAGAACUCUAUAAACAAAUUGAUACUCUUGAAAUAGAUAAAACUCAAAUUUUAACCAAUCAACAACAACUAAUCGACACUAUUAAACAAUCGAAUUUAAAAACGAAUUUAUUAGACAAGGAAAUUUUUCAUAAAAAUCAUACCAUUCAAAAUUUACAAUAUUCCUAUAGAAAAUUAUUUAAAGAUUGCAACAAACAGCAAAAUAUCACAAAUCAUUUGCAGAGAACAUCUCAAGCAAAUCAACAAAAUUUACAAACGACGAAAAUUGAGAUAGACAAAUUCACUGAACAAGUUCAAAAACAAAAUUAUCUUAUAAACUACAGUGAAGCUGAAUUAGAUUCUCAUACAAAAGAAUUACAAGAUCUUGAAAAUUGCUUAUCCAUAACGCAUGAAGAACUAAGUGAUCAACGUACAAAAGUAAAUGAAAGUAAAACUAACGUAAGAUUACUCAAACACAAAUUACAUAAAAUCAUCGGUGAUGAAAAGCCAUUAGCAAAAGAAAUAUCACAGUAUAGAAAACAAGUUCUACAAAACGAAACUAAUUCUAUUCAAUUAGAAUUAAAUCUAAAACAAAACGAAUCGAAAAUUAAUCAUUAUAAAAAAAUCAUCGGAAAAUUAGUAUUUGAUUCUAAACAAAAUGACGAUAUUCUUAUGCGAGAAAAUGUAUCAUUAGAAAAAUGUCACCGUCAAAUAAAUCAAUCAAAAGAAAAUAUAAAGAUAUUAAAUAAAAAUUUAAAAAAUUCUGAAUCUAAUUAUCAGUCUUUGAAAGAAAUAUUUUAUCAGGCAGAAAAUGAAAAUAGACUAUUGAAACAACAAUAUAAAGAUUUAACUUUCGUCAUCGAGUUACUUGGAUAUCGACAAGCAACUAUCAAUAAUAAAUUAGGACCUUUAUAUAGAACAGUAGAACAACUUACUAAGCAGCAUGUUGAUCAAGUGAAUUCAAUUGAACAGUCAAAAUUUGAUUUUAACAUUCUACAGAAAUACGAUUCUUAUUUACGUUUGCAUAAUCAACGGCUGCGCGAAUCGAUCUCAUUCAAAUCUCAACAACAUAAUGAAUAUCUGAAGUCUCAGAGCAUUUCUAAUCAAUCGAAAAAUUUUCAAAAUCAAUUGCAAUCACAAAUGAAUAAAAAUCCUAAUCAUAUUCAUUAUUGGCAUAUACUGAUGGCAAGUUCACCGGAUAAAUUCAAUAAUAUAUCAAAAUUAUUUUUGAUCAAAAAGAAAAUCGUUCAUAAGACCAAUGAACUUGUAAAGCUAAAAACGUUCUUUCGUGAAAAAGAAAUUUUAUAUCACUAUCUUAAUCAAAUUUAUGAACGAAGAGAAAAACUUCGUGAAAAAAAUAAAUGUUAA
Molecule: messenger RNA, 2289 nt
Organism: Rotaria socialis
Lineage: Eukaryota; Metazoa; Rotifera; Eurotatoria; Philodinida; Philodinidae
Source: the annotation of a GenBank genome assembly